UUUGUGUUUAACUAAAACAAUAUUAUAACCUAUUGUCGAUCAUAAACAGAUCUAUCGAUAGCGAAUAUGUUUAAAAUUGCGUCACUUAUUCUAAUCAUAUCCAUUAUUGCUCCUCUUGUAAUUGGAGGCCAGGAUUCAGCUAUUGAAUGGCGACCAUUUAAUGGAUUACCAGAUGACCGUGCAAUAGUAAUUCAAAUCCAAACUGAAUAUACCCCAACUAUUUACAUUGGCCUAGCACACGUUAUUGAUGAUGUAGCUCAGUCUGAAGCUUAUCUUCCUGUAAAUUUGGUUGAAGGUUUCGACUAUGCAAACGUAACUUUAAAUGAUAAAAGCUAUUUAGUUAAGGAAAAUCUUCAGAUUCUAUGUUUUAAAAACCCUACUUACUUGUCAUGGAAAUGGACAAAAGCAGAAAAUUUUGAUGACUUAUUGAAUGAUCCUACUUUUGCCCCCAUCGUGGCUGGUUGGGAGGCAAAUUCAAUAUUAGGAUACAACGCAACGGUAUAUAUGGGAGUGGGUGACAUUCCAGCUUUGGGAGGGAACAAUGUAGGAAAAGUAUAUCAUGGUCUACCAGAAACAGAUAAUGGUCGAAAGGAUGGUGGUUUAUACAUAGAUAGGACAGGUGUAUCUGCUGAAUAUACCAUUGGUGGCGGUCGUUUUCUUGUACCAGUUAAUAUUAGAUAAUAUAAUGUAAUGUAAUAAACCUAAAUUAAAUGACCACAUAGUUC
Molecule: messenger RNA, 725 nt
Organism: Diabrotica virgifera virgifera (western corn rootworm)
Lineage: Eukaryota; Metazoa; Arthropoda; Insecta; Coleoptera; Chrysomelidae
Exons: 3
Coding region: 67-681 (204 amino acids)
Source: RefSeq, a predicted model, not a curated record